Geosmithia morbida is the source of this 1131-nucleotide messenger RNA. RefSeq names its product Nucleoside-diphosphate-sugar epimerase. NCBI's taxonomy places the organism in Eukaryota, Fungi, Ascomycota, Sordariomycetes, Hypocreales, Bionectriaceae. The transcript is spliced from 3 exons. The coding region runs from base 1 to 1131 and encodes 376 amino acids. The record is from RefSeq and is a predicted model, not a curated record.
AUGGCUGACGACAAGCCUUCGGUCCUCAUCAUCGGAGGACUGGGCUAUAUCGGCCGUUUCCUCGCCCUCCACAUUCACAAGAACAACCUCGCCUCCGAAGUCCGCAUAGUGGACAAGGCCCUCCCUCAGCUGGCCUGGCUUGCUCCCGAGUUUACCGAGGCUUGCUCCCAGGAUAAGUUUAUUCAGGCUGAUGCUGGCAGAGCUGAGGCCCUACCUAAGAUCUUCAACCGCCCCAACGGCAAAGAGUGGGACUACGUCUUCAACUGCGGCGGCGAGACGCGAUACUCGCAAGAGGACGAGAUCUACAAGCUCCGGUCCCUCAACCUCGCCCUCGCCAUCGGCCAGGAGUCGGCCAAGCGCGGCGUCAAGGCCUUUGUCGAAUUGAGCACCGGUCAGGUCUACAAGCCCUCCUCGACACCUAGCAAGGAGGGCGACAAGCUGAAGCCUUGGAGCAAGAUUGCCAAGUUUAAGUUGCAGGCUGAGGAGGAGCUUUCUAAGAUUGAGGGCCUCAACCUCGUCAUCGCCCGCAUCGCAAACGUAUACGGUCCCUACAAUAACUACGUCGGCACAGCCCUAUGCAUGGCGCGCGUAUACCAGUGUCUGGAGGGGGAGAUGAAGUUCCUGUGGACGCGCGACCUGUGCUCGUACACGGUGCAUGUGAAGGACGUGGCGCGCAUCCUGUGGGAGCUGGCGGACUGGUACGCGAACGGCAAGGCCGGGUGGGACAGCGCCUCGAUGGGCGCGGUGCCCAUCGUCAACGUCGUCGACGACGGCUGCACUACGCAGGGCGCCAUUGCCGACUUCAUCACCGAGACCAUGGGCGUCAAGACCAACUUCCAGGGCCAGCUACUCAGCUCGCUGGCCCGGCUCAACCUCGACAGCAUCGUCGACGACGCGAACGACGAGACCCUGGGCCCCUGGGCCGACAUGCUCGCCGACGCCGGCAUCACCCGGCCCGUCCCCAUCUCCCCCUUCAUGGAGAAGGAGCUGCUCAAGAACGACGGCCUGAGCAUAGACGGGACCAGGCUCAAGACGUUGCUGCCGGGCUUCGUGUUUGAGGAGCCCAGGAUGACAAAGGAGCUCGUGCAGGACGUGCUGGAUAGCUAUAAGAGGAUGAACUGGUGGCCGUGA